This is a messenger RNA of Epithele typhae, 1956 nucleotides long. Its product is annotated as L-serine ammonia-lyase. Gene Ontology annotation, biological process: gluconeogenesis. The transcript is spliced from 19 exons. The record is from RefSeq and is a predicted model, not a curated record. NCBI's taxonomy places the organism in Eukaryota, Fungi, Basidiomycota, Agaricomycetes, Polyporales, Epitheliaceae. Gene Ontology annotation, molecular function: 4 iron, 4 sulfur cluster binding; L-serine ammonia-lyase activity. Bases 1 to 1956 code for a protein of 651 amino acids.
AUGCUCGCCGCCGUCGCCCGGAAACAGGCUGCCCCGACGCGUCUUGCGGUGGCGGUACAAGCCUCGGCCACCUGCCCUCCCCUUCGCGCCUUCCCGUCCCGCCACCAGCCCGUCAAAGCUGCCAGAUUUCCAACACGGCCCACGGCGCUGCGUGCCUUCGCGACCAGCGCCCAGCGAAGGACUGAUGGACCGAACUCGGCAGCUCGGCCGCCAAAGGAGUCGGACGCGACGGACGAGAGCGACGCGAUCCCUGCGGAGGACAUGAUGUCCGUGGGCGCACACGAGAAGGAGCACGAGCAUGCGGUCAUUUCUGCGUUUGACCUGUUUAGCAUUGGCGUCGGACCGAGCUCGUCGCACACCGUCGGCCCCAUGCGUGCUGGGAAGAUCUUCAUUGGCGACCUCGAGGAGGUCGGCUUGCUCGACAAGGUCAAGACGGUCAAAAUCACUCUCUAUGGUUCCCUUGCAGCCACAGGCUCUGACCCGGAGACCAUCGCCACCGGCACGAUCCCGUCGCGGUAUGCGGGCAUCCUUGAGAACAAGACGCUCAUGCUCGGCGGUCGCCAUCGGAUCGUGUACGACAUGGACCGAGACAUGGUCUGGCGCUGGGAUCAGGUUCUCAAGACCCAUCCAAACGGUAUGCGCUUCUCCGUCUUCGGCGAGGACGGGGACUUGCUUGCCACAAACGAGUACUUUAGGUGGAUUCGUGGUGAACGAGAAAACCAAAGGCGAGUGCAUGUGGGGGUCUCUGGGGGCAUGCGUGUUCAACCACCAUGGCCCACAGUCGACGAAAACCUGUUUUACAAAGGCGUCGACAAGAGCGCAGUCCACGGCGCACGACUGCAUCAGACGAACACGGAGCCCGUGGCGGGCGAAGUCGCGCAGCCUUCCGAUCCCAUCCAGCCCCCAUAUCCGUUCACCGUCCGUGCCUUCUCCGGCGACAGUCUUCUUGCUCUGACCAAGAGGCAUAAUAUGACUAUUGCGCAAGUUGUAUACGACAACGAGCUUCAUUUCGGAUACUCCCAUGAGGAAAUCCACGAGAAGCUGCUGCGUAUAUGGAGUGUCAUGGAUGACUGUAUUCGCAUGGGAGUGUCCGCCGCGGAUGAGAAGCUCCCCGGGAGACUGGGCCUUCGCCGGCGUGCCCCUCUCCUCUAUCGCCGCCUCAUGAGAGGGUUCUACCCCGGUCUUGCAGCACCCACCCUUCCCGCAAUUGGAGGUGGUGCCCCCGUUGGGAAUAUCGGCGCACCUGAAGGUUUUGGCGUGGAUGAACCUCCGGUGGCUCCAACGAAGGGUCUGCAUGCGGCCAGCAGCAAUGGGAGUAGCACAGCUGGCCCCCGGCCGAUGCGAGUCGUCGGAGUUCUUGAUCACCCAGUGACCCCUAUGCCCGUACGCAAGACAAUGAUCCCCGCGAUGGAUUUCUUAUCCUGCUACGCCAUCGCGGUCAACGAGGUCAACGCCAGCGGUGGGCGUAUCGUUACGUCUCCGACGAACGGCGCCGCGGGUGUCAUUCCCGCGGUACUCAAGUAUAUUGUCGAGGCUGUCGGCAUGCUCUUCAAGCGGGGAAGCACCAUCUCGGCCGCAGAGGGGGGUUGUCAGGCCGAAGUUGGUGUCGCAUGUUCGAUGGCUAGUGCUGGGUUCGCGGCCUGUAUGGGAGCGUCGCCUGAAACAAUCUUGCAAGCAGCGGAGAUCGGCAUUGAGCACAACCUGGGUCUGACGUGCGAUCCCAUCGACGGACUAGUGCAAGUCCCUUGCAUCGAACGAAACAGUCUAGGAGCCGUGAAAGCCAUCACAGCCGCGCAGCUGGCCAUGGCGAGCCAGAACGUCUACAGCGUCACGCUCGACGAGGCCAUCGAGGCCAUGAGGCUAACCGCAUCCGACAUGAGUUUCAAGUACAAGGAAACGAGUCUCUCGGGUCUUGCACGCACGGUCAAGAUCCCGCUCACGGUUCCAGCCUGCUGA